This is a messenger RNA of Pogonomyrmex barbatus (red harvester ant), 2871 nucleotides long. RefSeq names its product Rab GTPase-binding effector protein rabaptin-5 (gene Rbpn-5). Gene Ontology annotation, biological process: endocytosis. Lineage: Eukaryota; Metazoa; Arthropoda; Insecta; Hymenoptera; Formicidae. Gene Ontology annotation, molecular function: growth factor activity; GTPase activator activity; metal ion binding. Gene Ontology annotation, cellular component: intracellular membrane-bounded organelle. The record is from RefSeq and is a predicted model, not a curated record.
GCUAGUGGCGCCGAAGGAUUUGUUGGUUACAGGAAAAAGGCCGGGGCGACCGCUUUCUCUCUCUCUUACAUUUCUCCCUGGUUUCAGAAAAUCAGAGUGAGAAAAACGGUGCCCCGCGGAAGGUGCAGUUGUAAGGAGUAGGUGUCACUAAUUUUAUUAUAUACACAUACAUAUAUGGUGGACGCAUCAUUAGCGAUAGAGCGAAUUGCCUGGAGCGAAGUUGGAACGGUCGGCUGGCGGAGCAAGGUCAAUUUCACUUCUCGAGUUUGCGCUCGUAAUUCGUGGUGGUAUUUGUGAUCCCUACGUCCUCGGGUCUCCUCGUCUGCUGCGUUCCGGGCUCGGGGGGAGGGGGGUUUCGUUUCCACAGGGUACGAGAGCCGUUAUGAGUCAGUAAUAUUACGGGCCAGCGGCAUGCCGCCACCGUCAUUGUCAUCGUUAACGUCGUCGAGAGGUGGCCACCAGUCCCGGCGGAGUUCCAAGAUAUGCUUUCCGAGUUCGUGUCCGUGGCAGUGACAGCUCCGUCAGAAUCGUCGCACUCGUCCGCGCCAAGUGAUCGAACGAUGGAGAGUCACGACGACCGGGCGGUCAGAGCGAACGGAAACGAGGAUCCACAAGCGAGGAUCAGCAGGCUGGAGUCGGAGAAUGUUAAGAUGCGAGAGGAGUUUAAUGUGCAAAGGGCUAAGAUGAAAGAAUUAUUUCUUCAGAAAGAAGAAGAAUUAAAACGAAGAUUAGAAGAAAAUAUGGGUCUGCAGAAGGAAAAUCUAAGAUUAAAAAACGAACUGGAUGAAGCAAAAAGUCAACUAGUUGUUGCAGAUCUUAAAAUACAAAAUGAUAUAAUGAUAGAGAAACGAAAGGCUCAGGAAGAAAUAGCAUCUUUGCAGCAAGUUAUACAUGAAACAGUGGAAGAAUCCUCUUGCUCGAGGAAACAGCUUGUCAAUGAAGUAUCCAAGUUGCAAUCAGCUCUUUCUAAGCUUCAGGAAGAGAAUGCGUUAUUGAAAACACAAUUACCACGAGAUCCACCAGCAGAUGGACCACAAAUCUCAUUGUCAACAGUAACUAAGACACUAGCUAGAAAAGUGGCUUCCCAAUUAGGUGCAGAUUCCUUAUCUUUAGGUCCUGAUAAUUUAGAAGAAAGCAUGCGGAAGGUAAAAAAAUAUGCGCAGGAAGAUGCGGAGGUUUUACGUUCAUUGGUUGUGCCACUCGAGGAGGAGAUAAAAGCUUUAAAAGAGAAACUGCGAUCGACUGAUGAUGAAUUACAAAAAUGUAAAGAAGUUUUAUUGAAGAGACGGCAGGAACCUGGUUCCUUCGAGCCAUCCUGUGAUAUGUGUGCAAAUUACGAAGCACAAUUAGUUAAAGUAGAAGCGACUGCCAAGGAUUUGGAGAAGCAGCUGUUGGACUCUCAACGUAUGCUGCAAGCUCAAAAAGAAGAUCUAGCUAAAGAAGUUGAAUUCCGAAAGGAAAUGGAGGGAAAAUGGAAUGAGAAGAAGGAGGAGCAUAAAAUCAAAGUUGCGGAACUGACUGUUACCUCGCAGACGGCGCAGCAAAAUUUAUUAGAAAUAAAGAAAACUUUCGAACAAAUUCAAAGAAGCGUAUCAGAAGAGCUUUGUAAAUUAACACGAGGCAGGGAAGAAGUUCAGAGACAUCUUACUGCGCUUCAAAUGGAGAAUGAAAAUCUUGUGGGUAAACAUAGCAAACAUUCACAACAACUUCAAAGCGAGAGCAUUAACAUGCCAAAUACUGUUGAGGAAUUGCAUAUGAGCCUGUUAAAAGUACGCGAAGAUUUAAUUACAGCGAAAGUAGCUCAGGAAGUUGCACAAGAGAAGGAAGAGACGCUACGGUAUGAAGUUACACUUCUGAGAGAACAAAUGGAACAAGAGAAUAGGGUAAAAGAACAAGAUAAUGCUGUGUUAAAGAAUGAAAUAAGCGGAUUGAGAGCGCAAUUAGAUAAAUAUAUAAGAGAUCAUCGUAUCCUUGCUGAUAAAGAAGAGAAGCUUGAUCGACUGGAAAAACAGUUACAAGAAAUUCAAAGAAAAAAGGAUGCAGACUCGGCAAUAACGGAAUUACGACAAAGAGUUAUGAGUUUACAACAGGAAUUGGAUACUAGUGAGGCAGUACAGAAAGACUUUGUUAGAUUAUCACAAUCAUUACAGGUACAAUUGGAAAGAAUUAGACAGGCGGGUAGCGAAGUGAGAUGGCAACAUGAAGAGGAUGUCGAUGAGUGUCCUAGUUGCCAUACUACAUUUUCGGUUACAAAAAAAAAGGUGCAUUGUCGUCACUGUGGCCAUAUAUUUUGUCAGUCUUGUCUCUCGCACGUUGUGAACAGUGGGCCGAAACAAAGACCAUCCAGAGUCUGUGAUGUUUGUCAUACUUUAUUAGUGCAAGAUACUGCACCAUACUUCAGCCAAGAACCUCCACAUACACCUGAUUAAAUGUUCUAAAGUUACGAGAUUUUAAUCGCAGUUUAAUGAAACGUACAGUGUCAGAGUUCGGUAAUAAUACCCUCGCUGAUUAAUACGUUUCAAAAAAAUAUACCGAUCAUCAAGUCGGUUAACGAUAACUCUCUUUUAUUUCUAGAGAGAGAGUUAGAAAUGUUGAUAGCGUAAAAAUGGAAUUUAGAUAAGAUUCCUACUACCUGAAAACCGGAGUGAUACAACAAAUAUUGUGUAAAUAUAAAGUUAUGUGUAUUAUCUAAUGGUUAUUGUAAUUUAAACAGAUUAAAGCUUUUGAAUGUAUGUGAGUUAUCCAGAAGAAAUAUCAUGAGUAUUUAUAUUACAUUGUCUUGUCUUUAUUUUAAUAUUAUGAAUUUCUCAAAUAUUUAAUUGAAAACUUUGCAAAUCUAUGGAGAAAUAAACAUCUUUUUUGUUCACAAAU